GUGCAGAAGGGUAGAAAGGUUACUAAUGAUUCUGAAGAUUUUAUGCAAAAUGAGAUAGUUGAGGUUGGUUUGGAAGAGACUCAUGAAGUUAAAGAUGUAUAUUUUAAUGAAGUACAUAACUUAGAGAAAAGAGCGAGUUAUUCUAGAGUUGGGGAAAAGGACGAACACAGGAGGAGGUCAGGGAAGGGCAUAAAGAUAGAUGAGAAGCAUAGCAGUUCUGGUAAGCAUGUGAUUAGACGUGCAAGUUUCAGUGAUAGGCAUAGGAUAACCAUCAAUCAGCAUGGAACUGUGAAUCAUAGAUCUAACAGAGGUUUGCAGAAUAGCAAAAGCUUUGAGGAUGAAGAAAUCCAAAAGCAAGAUCGUUUUGUACAGCCUGUUUCUCAACCUGCUCUUUAUGAUGUUGCUGUCAAAGCCAUGGUGUCUAGCUUAAAUAGUUAUGUUAACCGUUUUCUCAAAAAUAAGGAUUAUUGGACCUCCCUCCACCACAAUUGUUUCUUAUCCCUGAAUUUUACUAGACUAGAAGACAGGGAUGCUGACAGCAAUGUCAUCACCAACCUUGGAGAAGCAGUUGAGGUAGUAGAAAGAGCAGCUGAGGAUUCUGCUAGUGCAAAAGAGCUGAAAAAAGCUUUGUUUCAGCUUCAUGUGAUAACUGGAUUGAAUUCAGAUGAUUUGAAGAUUGAGUUCACAUUAGGGAUUCCUAAUUAUAAGUUGUCAGCAUGUGCUCAACUCUGCCUUAGUAUUAUAUUUAAGCUGCAGAAGAAAGACAGGAUUUCAGCAAAGCAUCUUUUGCAAGUCUUUUGUGAUUCACCUUCUCAAGCAAGGAUGACUUUGUUGCCUGAACUGUGGGAAGAUAUGUUUUCUCCACAUCUUUCACAUCUGAAGGAUUGGUACAAUCAAGAAGCUGAAUCUCUAGUAGAAUCACCAACUAGGGCAAAGAAACUUAAGCUUCUUGACAAAGUAUACAAUGAAAUUCUGGAUUCAGGAAACUUACCAGUUUGCUGUUUACUACAAGGAUUGGCUCUCAGAGUGAAUCGAAGCUCCAUCUGUUCCUUGUAUACACAUUCCAUUGGUGUCUCUAGAGGGAUUUCAUCAAGGAGACUCAGUUCUUCAUACUUCAGAGGUGACAAGUUCAGCUGCUGCCUUCUCACCAACGCCGGUGAUCAGUCAGAAACUGUAUCAUUCAAAUAAACACGUUCCAUCUGUGUCUCUUGAAGGAUUUCAGCAGGGAGAUUUAGUUAAACCUGGCAAUUUUUUA
This is a messenger RNA of Rubroshorea leprosula, 1255 nucleotides long. Lineage: Eukaryota; Viridiplantae; Streptophyta; Magnoliopsida; Malvales; Dipterocarpaceae. The record is from the annotation of a GenBank genome assembly.